UAUGGCGUUUUGGAAGAUAAGAUAAUAAUUUCCCUGGUAUACUUGUGAGAAUGUGCACAUUAAAUUUUGAGCAUACGCCUGAUAUAGAACGGAAACAAAUGGCUCGGCAUUCGUUCGUCUUUUGCUAUUACAAUUGUACACAUUGCUUUUCCUGCUCGGAACAAUGUCAGAACAUCAUGCUGCUAUAGGGAAUAAUAUCCCAGACAAGGUUUCGGACAGGAUUACGCUGAACGAUGAUCAGCCAUAUAUCCUUGAGUCCCUGCUGUAUCCAGCAAAGUUUCCUACUGGCACAACGUAUGUUUAUUCGAUUUAUGCAUCCGGUGGGGCCAUUAAGAUGCAGUCUAAAGACUUUUCGUUUGGAGUACGUAAGGCGAAUAGAACUUUACUGGAUGGUUGCUUGGGAGAACGAAUAAACAUUUGGGAUACUAAAUUUCCGGCUACACCCAUUGCAUACGCCUGUGGAGAAGACAGAUUCGAUAUCCUAUCAUACAGUGAUUCGGUUUUCAUCGAAGCAGUUUCCGGAUCGUCUCAAGGGACCGAGAAUAAAUUCCAGUUAUGGUUAACUCGUGUGCCAUGUGGCCGGGCAACACCAGUAGCUUGUCCUUCUGAUAAGAGCAAGCUAUCAUGCAUUGCGAGGGAACAGCUAUGUGACGGUGUGGCACAGUGUCCGGAAGGCGAAGACGAAAUCUGCAGCGUGGACUGUGGCCAUCAUACGGGAAUUAUAGACAGCAACGAGAACCUACGCAUCUAUGGCGGCACUGAGGCGCAGCCAAACAGUUGGCCUUGGCAGGUACAAGUCUAUGGAUACGGCUCUUGCGGGGGAACCUUGAUAGCUCCACGCUGGGUUCUCACGGCAGCGCAUUGCGUAUCUCAAUAUGUAAAAAAUCGGACGGCGCUUCUUGAAAGCGGAAGUCUACAUGAGUUAGAAGUAUGGUUGAUGCCACACCAAUGCCACAGAGCAUCAAAUGCAACGAUUAUUAUGGUACAGAAAAUAUUCCUUCCUCCACAAUGGGAAACGCGCUCGUAUGACUCGAUGUACUACGAUGCUGCUCUUUUGCUUCUGUUUUCCGACAUCGAAUUUUCAACUGUCCAGCCAAUCUGUUUGCCACGUCCGGAUAUGGUGCUAAACAUCGGAGAUGUAUGCUACGCAGCUGGUUGCGGUCGCACCGGGACCCCGGAUGGGGCUUCUGAGCUAAUGCAGCUAGCCAUGCCCAUCAAGGAUUUUGGUUGCAGAUCCGCUCUCUGUCCAGACAGAAUUCUCGCCGGGGAAAAAGAUAGUGGCGCCGUUAAUGGAAAGAGCACUUGUUUUGGAGAUAGUGGUGGACCUUUGGCGUGUCGAAAAGGAAGAAGAGAUGGGCGCGAUCAGUGGGCCCUGUUUGGAGUUCUUUCAUAUGGGACGGGGCAAUGUGGCAAUGCACUAUCCGGUUACCAACCGGUAGUAAUGCUCCUGCAGUUCAUCACGAAUACAGUGUACUCACAAAACUUUCACGGCUGGCUCCGGAAUCGCACCGUGCCAAUGAGUUUGGCGGCUGGUCAAAUGCACCCCUCAGAUGUGGUACAGGCUUUGAACCAAAAUCCGGUGAUCCCGGUGCCAAUGCGCACGCAGGUUGCCAUGCAGUCGGCAGCAUCAAGGGAGUCUUUGCUGUUUGGAUUGAGAGUCAAAACGAAUUUUUGAGUGGAGCGCAUUUUCUACGAAACGUCCAAUUUCCAGCCCAACAUUAGCAAAAGCGACCGGCUGAAAACAUCCAACCGGCAAAAGCGACUGGCUGAAAACAGCUCCAUGGGAAAAAGUCCAGCUCGAAAACACGCCGAGAAAACCAAACCGCGCAAUCCACGUUCGAGCAAAAUUGCCUGCCUACAGGUAAAAUGUAAAAGCCGUACUUCCGCAAAGCGCCCGGCUCGAAAGGACCUUCCGGCAAUAACAAUCGCCUUCAAGGAAAAUUUCGGCAGAACCGUCUGAUUCAGAACACUCUGCAAACGCGUGCGGUCCAUAAAAAUAAUCGAUAACGAAACCGACGAACCGUCCGCCUCAGAAACACCCUGUAGUAGUUCAAGGUUGCGACGAGACCCUGUGGCUCAAAGGCAUACCCGAAGACACACUCUGCCGAAGGCGUUUAGCCCUGGCAUGCCCAAGCGAUUUCCAGUCCACCUAAACUGGGACGUGUUGUCGUUGCGUGGGUGGGGUGAUAAACAGGGUGAUAUCGCGCCACAUUCUGCAAAACAAGCUACAGAAAUUAUUCAAGAUUGCAUUGUUUAUGUUCGGGGUUGUCAGUGGCUGACGCAGAUAGUCUCUGUAUUUGCUGCCGUCACCCGCCUGGAGUAUCACCUUGCGGCAGUGCAUACGAUUAAAUUUGGCGCGGUCUGGCCAAAUUUGGCCAAUGCCAAAACGCCGGCGGAAAUUUUGUGUGGUCACAGAUACAGUGGACAGUAGUCACAGUACAGAUACAUAAGUGCGCGUAAUGGGUGCGGAACCAUCAAAUCUUUGAA
Molecule: messenger RNA, 2487 nt
Organism: Paramacrobiotus metropolitanus
Lineage: Eukaryota; Metazoa; Tardigrada; Eutardigrada; Parachela; Macrobiotidae
Product: transmembrane protease serine 6-like
Exons: 15
Coding region: 164-1675 (503 amino acids)
Biological process (GO): proteolysis
Molecular function (GO): serine-type endopeptidase activity; protein binding
Source: RefSeq, a predicted model, not a curated record